AUGGACGUCCUCGGCGGUGAUGCUGGGGGUGAUGGUGAUGGGGAUGGUGGCAACUCCUGCCUGGCAGGCUUCAGCCGAAAGCGGCCCGAAGGGGUGAGACCCGAAAACUUAUUCGUUUCCCGAAUCCAGAAGAGAUCUUGUACUGAAGGACUUUGGCAACACCGGGAAAAGGUCUGCAUCUAUCCACCCGAGCAGUUCAUCCUGGCGGUUGCAAAGUCGACGGAUGCCCGACACGGCUUCUUGCUGUUGACUCGGUCGGGUGAGAUCGGGACGUUCACCCCAAAACGCGGGCUGGUGACCACGCCUUUUCCUUGGAGGGAUCUUGAUCCGAUGCGCUGGCACCGACUCCUUGCCGUGGGAAGCGGAAACAGCACGGCUUUCUUCUGCAACGGCGAGCACAUCGGAGCUGUGCCUUCGGUGCCCGAGCGAUGGCAGUGGCCUGCUAGAUUCGGUGGCGACGCGGAUGCACGCAAGCCGCAGGGAGCCGGAGAGCUGCGCAAUGUCAUGUUUUGCACACUGCGCCCAAGCGCUGCUCCACGGGAAUGCCGAGCAUCGGAGGAGACGGAAAAUGUAAGAUACCAAGCAAACACAUCACAAGCACACACAUCAUGUCUUACCCGCUUGAACCUGCACGCAUUCUACGGCAAGUUGCAGUUUGCAUAUGCGAGUCUUGGGCCAAGACCGCAGUCGCGCGAGGCGGCUGCAGAUGAUCCUUUGAUCAUCCCUUUGAGGGCAAUCUCCUGCCAGGCCGGCACUGCUGGCACCCUCUCCGAGAUCCUCGUCACGUGCCGCACCCAAACUGUCCGUGAAGGGCUGCAAGAGGUUUCUUGGGUCACGACUGGGAUCUGA
Messenger RNA from Symbiodinium sp. CCMP2456, 849 nucleotides. Lineage: Eukaryota; Dinophyceae; Suessiales; Symbiodiniaceae. The record is from the annotation of a GenBank genome assembly.